This is a messenger RNA of Paramormyrops kingsleyae, 2272 nucleotides long. RefSeq names its product xylosylprotein beta 1,4-galactosyltransferase, polypeptide 7 (galactosyltransferase I) (gene b4galt7). The record is from RefSeq and is a predicted model, not a curated record. Gene Ontology annotation, biological process: proteoglycan biosynthetic process; carbohydrate metabolic process. Lineage: Eukaryota; Metazoa; Chordata; Actinopteri; Osteoglossiformes; Mormyridae. Gene Ontology annotation, molecular function: xylosylprotein 4-beta-galactosyltransferase activity. Gene Ontology annotation, cellular component: Golgi apparatus.
UACACCGGGAAGCCGGAUCGCGUAACGCUUGGAGCCAGUGUGUAGAGUCGCUAUCAUUAAAAUGAAAGGAAAAAAAACCUUCUUCCUGUGCUCGCCGGCUUUUCUGCGUGUAAAUGGGGUCGACGUCGCUUAAACGCGCUGACACUCGGACGUGUGCAUCACAGUAACGCUUUUGUGUCUAUUGAGGAAAUGUGGCAGAAUGUAUAUGUGGAGCUUGGCAAUGUCAGUCCGAUGUGCUGUAUUGUAGCUAGACACGUAGCGGUGACUCGUCGACCGAAUGCAAGCUGAAAUCCCGAAAAACGGGCAUUCAGCACAUAUCAAAGUCAAAAUUUGUACAUAUAUACAAAGCAAAUCGCCAUGAAAAAGAUGUUGACAUUUCCAGAAGUCGAGCGUUUAAUCAAGGGACGUGGAGAAUGAGAAGUUCGCUGUGACAGUUACGUAAAAAACACCUUUAGGGAAUAGUGGGUAGUUCAACAUUUAAAAUACUAUAAUUAAGUCAUAAGGUUGACUGGGAAGAUGAUGUAUUCUUCACGAAGAAAACCGGUUUUGUAUUUCAAGGAAGACAGAAGGUCCGACAUGCAAAAAUGCCCCUCUCCUCCCAGAAAUAGUCUGUUCCUGUCCCAGAAAUGCACCGUGUUCAAGCUCUUUUGUCUGUGCAUGGUGCUGGUGUUGGGCUCUCUCUUUUGGCUCCAGCUCAGCUGCUCUGGUGACAUGAGUCAGAUCUCUGUGGAGGAUGGCCACCUGCCCCAGAAGCCCUGUCCGCUAGGGAAACAGGCACUUACAGUGGAUGACCCAUCAUGGGGUCCUCACAAGAUGGCGCUGCUCAUCCCUUUCCGUGAGCGCUUUGAGGAGCUGCUUGUCUUCGUCCCAUAUAUGCACUCAUACCUGAACAAGAAGAAGAUACGGCACAAGAUUUUUGUGAUCAACCAGGUGGACCACUAUCGGUUUAACAGGGCCUCCCUGAUCAACGUUGGCUUCCUGGAGAGUGGCAAUGACACCGACUACGUUGCCAUGCACGAUGUGGACCUGCUGCCUCAGAACGAGGCUCUGGACUACGGCUUCCCGGAGGAGGGGCCCUUCCACAUUGCCUCACCCGAGCUGCACCCCCUGUACCAUUACAAGACCUACGUGGGUGGAAUACUGCUGCUGACCAAACAGCAUUAUCAGAAGUGCAAUGGGAUGUCCAAUCGGUUUUGGGGAUGGGGUCGGGAAGAUGACGAGUUCUACAGGAGGCUGAAAACAGCUGGAUUAGAGCUUUUCCGGCCCACUGGCAUAAAUACUGGCUACAAAACCUUUCGACACAUCCAUGACCCAGCUUGGAGAAAGAGGGACCAGAAGAGGAUCGCAGCACAGAAGCAGGAGCAGUUCAAAGUGGACCCAGAGGGCGGGCUCACCAACCUGCAGUACAAGGUGGAGUCCAAGCAGGAACUGGCCAUCAGCGGCGCCCCCUGCACAGUAGUUAAUGUUGAGCUGGAGUGUGACCAGAACCAUACCCCCUGGUGUCUGCUCAACUAAUUCCACUCCCCCCCCACCUGACUGUUGUGAUUCCAUGUGCUGGUCACCCAUUGGGGUGGGUGAGGAUGACUGUAUCAUCUGACCUGGGGUCGUGGGCAAGUGGCAUCAGGAAGGCAUUGUGCCACAGAGACUGGGGUAUUCCCAGUGUGAAUUACAACCCUUUACUGUGGACAAGCUGCAAUACAAGUUACAGACUGAUUUGCAGGGAGUGGACUUGACGGCUGAAAUCGGUGGAUUUCUUGAGCUGACAUGGGCAGAGAUGAUGGCCUAGUAGCCAUACAGUAUUGUUUUUUUUUGUUUGACUUUAAUUUUAUUUAGUAGCCUUAGAUAGUGAAACUGCAGAUACUUGGUGAGUGCGGCACAGGUACGUCACUGUUUCAGCCCGGUACGCCAGUGCACCAUCAAAUCAUCGUCUCCUUUCUGAAAGACGGCAGCUGAGAGGUGCAACAAAGUUGCAGAACUGAUGCGAACUGUAGGGGGCGCCGCAGAGCUCGAGGGCCUCAGAACACCAUGUGCUCCGCCCUGCCUCUCAGGUUCACAUGAGUUCAUUUACUGGCUGUUAUAGUAUAUAUUUUUUUCUGGUACCCCCAUAGACAUCAGGUGGCAUCAAUACGUUUAAGACAGUUCAGUGUUUCCACUGCUCUAUUUGCACACUAUUUAUACAAAGCUAAAGGUCUGGAAACUUAUUCUGUGCACGGUCUGCCGUCUUCCUCUCAGUGUUGUAUUAAACAUUUUUUAACAAAAAUAUCUGUGUCUU